AUAGGAAUUGUCUCGAACGUGGCUGCUGCCAUUACGGAUGGCAGCGCUUUGCCAGGGUUAAGACGGAGGUCAUUUCUGCGUUUACAGUCAUUAACGCCCAGCACCCCCUCCAGGCGAUCUUUGCGUAGCCUCUUCAGUUUCUUGACCUCAUUUCCGAAUUUCCCUUGUGGAGAAGAAGACAAAACACCCAAGCUCUUUAAUCAAGCAACAAGAACAAGAUGGCCCAGUCUGUGUCUGGAUACUCGGUCGGCAUUGACCUUGGCACGACCUACUCGUGCGUCGGCGUGUGGCAGAACGACCGCGUGGAGAUCAUCGCCAACGACCAGGGUAACCGUACCACCCCGUCGUACGUCGCCUUCACGGACACCGAGCGUCUGAUCGGUGAUGCCGCCAAGAACCAGGUCGCCAUGAACGCGCACAACACGGUGUUCGACGCCAAGCGUCUGAUCGGCCGCAAGUUCUCGGACCCGAUCGUGCAGGCCGACAUCAAGCACUGGCCGUUCAAGAUCACGUCCGGCCCCGGCGACAAGCCGCAGAUCACGGUGCAGUUCAAGGGUGAGAGCAAGACGUUCCAGCCCGAAGAGAUCUCGUCUAUGGUGCUGAUCAAGAUGCGCGAGGUGGCCGAGGCCUUCAUCGGCAAGGAGGUCAAGAACGCCGUCAUCACGGUGCCGGCCUACUUCAACGACUCACAGCGCCAGGCCACCAAGGACGCCGGUGCCAUCGCCGGUCUCAACGUGCUGCGUAUUAUUAACGAGCCGACGGCCGCCGCCAUCGCGUACGGUCUGGACAAGAAGGGUGGCGAGCGCAACGUGUUGAUCUUCGACCUGGGCGGCGGCACCUUCGACGUGUCGUUGCUGAGCAUUGAGGAAGGCAUCUUCGAGGUGAAAGCCACAGCGGGUGACACGCACCUGGGUGGUGAGGACUUCGACAACCGCCUCGUCGACCACUUCACGCAGGAGUUCAAGCGCAAGCACCGCAAGGACAUCACUGAGAACCAGCGUGCUCUGCGUCGUCUGAGAACGGCCUGCGAGCGCGCUAAGCGUACGCUGUCUUCGUCGGCUCAGGCUUAUAUUGAGAUUGACUCGCUGUUCGAUGGUAUUGACUUCAACUCGACCAUCACGCGUGCUCGUUUCGAAGACAUGUGCGGUGACUACUUCCGCAAGACCAUGGAGCCUGUCGAGAAGGUUCUGCGUGACGCCAAGCUGUCGAAGAGCCAGGUGCACGAGGUUGUGCUGGUUGGUGGCUCUACCCGUAUCCCCAAGGUUCAGCAGCUGCUGUCGGACUUCUUCAACGGCAAGGAGCCCAACAAGUCCAUCAACCCUGAUGAGGCUGUUGCCUACGGUGCCACCGUCCAGGCUGCCAUUCUGAGCGGUAACGACUCGUCGGAGAAGCUGCAGGACCUGCUGCUUCUGGAUGUGACGCCGCUGUCUCUGGGUCUGGAGACUGCCGGUGGUGUCAUGACCACUCUGAUUGCGCGUAACACGACGGUGCCGACCAAGAAGUCGCAGACUUUCUCGACGUACGCCGACAACCAGCCUGGUGUGCUCAUUCAGGUGUUCGAGGGUGAGCGUUCGAUGACGCGCGACAACAACCUGCUGGGCAAGUUCAACCUGGACGGCAUUCCGCCCAUGCCCCGUGGUGUUCCCCAGAUCGAUGUGACGUUCGACAUCGACGCUAACGGCAUCCUGAACGUGUCGGCCGUGGAGAAGUCGACGGGCAAGGAGAACAAGAUCACGAUCACGAACGACAAGGGUCGUCUGUCCCAGGCUGACAUUGACCGUAUGGUUGCUGAGGCCGAGAAGUACAAGUCGGAGGAUGAGGCCAACAAGGUCCGCAUCGAGGCGAAGAACGCGCUGGAGAACUACGCUUACAACCUGCGUAACACUCUGAACGACGAGAAACUCAAGGACCAGAUCUCGGAGGAUGACAAGAAGGCCAUCGAUGACAAGGUGACCGAGACCAUCAACUGGCUCGACGCCAACCAGUCGGCUGAGAAGGAGGAGUACGAGGGCAAGCAGAAGGAGCUUGAGGGCGUUGCCAACCCGAUCCUGCAGAAGAUGUACGCUGCUGCUGGCGGUGCCCCUGGCGCUGAGGGUGGCAUGCCCGGUGGUAUGCCCGGCGGCAUGCCUGGUGCUGGCGCCCCGCCUGCUGGCGCUCCCGACCAGGGCCCCAAGAUUGAGGAGGUCGACUAAGCAGUCGGAGACGGAGUCAAAUGUCUCGCGCCGCGGUAGCGUCAGCGUGGAUUGCACGCGCUACGGGCGUACAGUGCUUUGACCGCGAUCUCUGUAUUUGCUUUCUAGUCGGUUGGUCUAAGUAGUUGGUAGCUUUUGUAGAGAAGCAAGCAGCUGGAGUUGAAUGGCUCCUUCAAAGAUGCACAAGCUGCACGAAAUAAAGUCAACAGGAGAGCCCCUCAUUUCUUAACUUA
Messenger RNA from Phytophthora nicotianae INRA-310, 2425 nucleotides. RefSeq names its product hsp70-like protein. Gene Ontology annotation, biological process: cellular response to unfolded protein; protein refolding. Bases 219 to 2192 code for a protein of 657 amino acids. NCBI's taxonomy places the organism in Eukaryota, Oomycota, Peronosporomycetes, Peronosporales, Peronosporaceae. The transcript has a single exon. The record is from RefSeq and is a predicted model, not a curated record. Gene Ontology annotation, cellular component: cytoplasm. Gene Ontology annotation, molecular function: ATP hydrolysis activity; heat shock protein binding; ATP binding.